AUGGAGGAAGCGCAUGUUGUGUGUGAUCAUUUUAAGGAAGGAGAACAGUUGUCUGUUGGAUCUCAGGAACCUUUAGCAAGGAUUCGUAUUCUAGCUCUUUGGAUACACCGAAGUCCGCAACAAAGGCAGAAAUGGAAAGAGGUCUGCAAUAUUAUCAAUCUCUCAAGCAAAUGCAUCAAAUAUGAUAUUGAUACAAGGUGGAAUUCCACUUUCCGAAUGUUAGACGAUGCCUUGAAGGCAAGAUACCAGAUCGAUAAAUUUCUGCAGCUCCAGAUAGAUUUUCCUCACUUUACUACAAUGGAUUGGUCUUUGCUCUCGCAGAUUCACAAUAUCCUUUCAAAAUUCAACAAGUUGACUCUGUUCGUGUCGAAAAAGAAACCUCAAAUUAGUCUUGCCAUCCCAAUCUACUACGAACUUCAUGAUUUACUCGAUGAGGCAUCCGAGCACAAGAAGAGGUUCCUAGAUCUUGACGAAGAUAUAUCCUUGGCUGUAAAGAAAGAUGCUUCUGAUACAUACUACACUGCCCUCAUCUUGGAUCCUCGGAUCAAAGGUGAUCUCCUUCUCGACAAGCUGGAAGAUAAGACUACUGGGAGGGAGAUCCUUCAAGCUCUCCGUGACAACCUCCACCGUGAUUACUCAGUCGCCACUAUGGAAUCAAGCUCACCUACAAGACAAUUCCUACUGGAGCACAAUACCGAGCAUAGUGAUGUAGAGUCCCGGUUGCUAAAGAGAUUACAGCCACGAAAUCAACCUCUGCUUUCUGAUAUUGAUUGUUAUCUCAACAGCCCCCGGGUUAAUAUAAAUGACAUAAAGGAUCCAAAUUGGUUGUAUAAUUGGUGGCGGAUAAACAAGGGUGUUGGUUUAUAG
Molecule: messenger RNA, 867 nt
Organism: Talaromyces stipitatus ATCC 10500
Lineage: Eukaryota; Fungi; Ascomycota; Eurotiomycetes; Eurotiales; Trichocomaceae
Exons: 2
Coding region: 1-867 (288 amino acids)
Source: RefSeq, a predicted model, not a curated record